This is a messenger RNA of Aethalodelphis obliquidens (Pacific white-sided dolphin), 1116 nucleotides long. It is a transcript of the gene OR10AD1, whose product is annotated as olfactory receptor family 10 subfamily AD member 1. Lineage: Eukaryota; Metazoa; Chordata; Mammalia; Artiodactyla; Delphinidae. Gene Ontology annotation, biological process: G protein-coupled receptor signaling pathway. The record is from RefSeq and is a predicted model, not a curated record. Gene Ontology annotation, molecular function: olfactory receptor activity. Gene Ontology annotation, cellular component: membrane.
AUGGCCUCCACGGUCGAAACACCUGCAUCCUGCUCUGUUUUCAGGUUGAUGGGUCCUCGAAGGUCACACAGAGGACUCCAGAGACUUUUGGAUCAUUUGACGUCGGGUGCUGCAGCCUGUAUCCUGUCUGUGUUUUGCUGUCCUCCCUCUUCAAGCAGGCCUCAGAUUGUGGAUAUAGGGAAUAGGAGCACAGUGAUCGAGUUUAUCCUCAUGGGCUUCGAGCAGAGCUCCCCUUCCACACGGGCAUUGCUCUUUGUCCUCUUCCUAGCCCUUGCCAUGCCCAUGAAUGGCCUCAUCAUCUUCAUCACCUGGACAGAUCCCAGGCUCAACAGCCCCACACAGUUCUUUGGCCACCUAUCCUUCCUGAAUAUCUACUUCGUUCCUACCACCAUUCCACCUGGUGGAAUGCUGAUGCGGAUCCACCUGGUGGUCAAGAACUGUGUUGUCUCCUUUGCCUCGUGCUUGACCCACAUGUAUCUGGUUUUUGGUGUGGGUGUGGCUGAGUGCAUCCUCUUGGCUUUCAUGGUCUAUGACCAUUAUGUUGCUAUCUGCCACCCACUUAGCUGUGCCCAGAUCAUGAGCCAGCAGGUCCAUGUGAGUCUGGUGAGUACUGCGUGGUUCUUUGGGCUGAUCAAUGGCAUCUUUCUUGAGUAUAUGUUAUUCCAGAAUCCCUUCUGCAGAGACAACCACAUAGAAAACUUCUUCUGCGAGGCCCCCAUAGUGAUUGCUCUCUAUGGAGACCCCCAGUUUAGUCUGAGAGUCAUCUUUGCCGAUGCCAUCGUGGUGCUGCUCAGCCCCAUGGUGCUCACUGUCAUCUCUUAUGCCCGCAUCCUGGCCUCCAUUCAGGGCAGAGCCUCCUCCUCUGGUCUGGGGAAGACCUUCUCUACUUGUGCCUCCCAUCUGACUGUGGUCAUCUUUUUCUACACCUCAGCCAUGUUCUCUUACAAACCACACAGCACACAUGGUCCUGACAAAGACAAGCCUUUCUCUCUCCUCUACACCAUUAUCACCCCGAUGUGCAAUACCAUCAUCUACAGUUUUUGAAAUAAAGAAAUGAAAGGGGCCAUGGUGAGGGCCUUUGGGAGGAGCAGCUUUUCCCAGGCAGAGUCUGUCUAG